CCAUCUUCACCUUGUGUUCUUUAUGACUUGAGUUUUGAGCUGGUCAUUUUAACAUUUUGACAUAGAGUUUUCCUCUUAACAUGUUAACAAAACUUAUGCUGAAUCAUAAUCGAUAAACUGCAAAAGAAAGUAGAUGUUUACAAUAUUUACACUUGGAGUUGGAGAAGGGUACUUCCUUUAACAUAGUGAAAGCCAAGACAACUAAUUCAUACACGGCUGGCGUAUACUAGCAAAAGCAUCCAAAGAUAUAGAGGGGCUAACUUGAAUGUUAACAUGUAUUUCCUGGUCAAUGAUAGCCACCAUAUCUGUAACAAGCUUGUGGUUCUACAUCAAGACAACUCCUUGUGAAAACCUGUAAGCACUAUGUUGUACAUGUUAGCGAUCUUGUUAAAUUUUGCUAAUGGAUGUUUUAUCAUUCUAGUUUCAGUUAGUCAUAUUAGAUGGCUUUCUAUAUUUAACUAGUGAAUGAAUGUUUCUCCUGAACUCUUGGUUAUUAUAACCGCGGUAGUUCCACAGAAGGAUCUUCAUUGGGGUAUUAGAUUGAAUCCUUGAACUCCAUCCUAGGGUCCAAUGACAUUUCCAAAGGGAGCUAAAGAAUUCAAUCUAACACCUAAAUGAGGAUUCUUCUAGGGAAUUGCUACAACUAUAAUAAGUCAAGAGUUAUGAAAGAACUUCCGUUCAUUGGUUGAAUUGAACAUGGAUAAUUUGUAUGUCGCUAAUUGAAUGACAGAGUCAUUUUUCACUAUUGGAGUUUAUCAACUUCACUUACUUAUUCAACAUAAGUGUUGAUGGUCUUUCAUGAGUUGUUAGUAUGUGGAAAAGCGGCAAGUUGCUUGUAGACCAAGUUCCGAACAUACCCCGUGUAACAUCCCAAAUUUUUUUUCGCCAAGACUCGAACCAUUCUUCAUAUGUAUAUAGACUUGAACGGAAUGACUUCUAAUUGUAUAUAUGAGUUAGGAUCAAUUCCUAAGAUGUGUAUUAAAAAGUCACAGGUUCAAGCCUUGAAAACAGCCUCUAGUAGAAAUGCAAGGUAAGGCUGUGUACAAUAGACCCUUGUGGUCGGGCCCUUCCCUGGACCUUGCGCACAGCGGGAGUUUUAGUGCACCGGGCUGCUCUUAGAUGUGAUUUAGUGUUAUAAGGGAUAUCUAACACCAAGCCAAGUCCAAAGAAUUUCUAUCGGCGAAGUUUUCGAAUGAGUUUGUAUAAGGGUCAACUUCAAACGACCAUAUUUUCUAGAAUAUAACGAAUUGGGUGGCCCAUGACCUAUCAAAUUAAAUGUCUUUGAGUCUUUUUUCUAAUGCCACUAAGAUUGCAUUUUUUGGAGUUCAGAGUAAAAAGUUAUGUCUAGUUAAUCAGAGAGGUGCUCGCCAAGUCCGCGUCGUGGACUUGGAUAGUUUUUGCUUCAACUCGAAAUUUCGGAAAAAAAUGAACUAUGGUGAAACACCUCCGCAUCGUGGACCUGCUCCCGUGUAGUUCAAAUUUGUGCAAAAAUUUCCAGAUUUUAGUAAGGGCAACUUGGACCAUUCUCUAAUUAUAUAUAGACAAAGUUGGAUGAAUUUUGAAGACAUUUUUUAGUCUUUUGCCUCCCCCAAAACCCUAAACUUCUUCCUCUUCUCUCUUAAAUCAUCUCCAACAAAUUUGCUCUCAAACUCAAGGAUUCAAGCUCUCCAUUUAGGAUCUAACAUCAAGAUUUUUUCAAGAUCUACUCUAAGGUAUGUAAGGCUACUCACAAUGUUGGAUUGCUUUCAUCCACGUGCCCUACAUCUUCAUUGAUUCGAGUUGAGUUGAGUUUUGAGGUUCCAUGAGUUGAGUUUUGAGUUAUUUAUAAUUUAUAAUGAGUUUUGUAUAUAAAUUCAUAUGUAUUAAUGACGUUCUUGAGUUGAGUUUUGUUGAGAGCAUGGAUUUAUGUAUUCAUUCACAUGAACCAAAGAUGAGAGUUCAUUGUCAUAAUUUGUCUUGAGAUUGAGAUUGAUGGUUUUCAUGUAUAAAUAAAAAUAUUGCUUUCAAAAUGAGAUGAUGCAUAUUUUAAUGAGUUUGAUGAAAUUGAACAUAGAGUUGAAUGAGUAUAUUGGAGCAAGAUGUUUGAUGAUGAUGUAAAUAAUGUCUAUCUUUAAAAAGGUAAAAUGAUUGAUGAAAAGGUAAUAUUGAUGAUGAUGUCUUGAGAUGGAGUGGAUUUGAGUCUAAUAUGAAUACAUGAUAUAAUUUGUAUAAUUCGAUUUGAUUGGAGUCUUAUGAGGAUUUUGAGUAUAAACGAUUGUUUGAGAAAGAGUUUUAAAAAAAUGAUUUGUGAACGUUUUGAAUAAAUUAUUUAUGCACUAUUUUGAGUUUAAAGAAUGAUUAUUUUCAUCUUUGAUUAAGAAAGAGUUUAAGCAUGAGUUGAGUUUGAAAAGUCUCUUAAUUAUUAUUUUGAGCAUCAGUAUUUUGAGUAUAAACGAGUUGAACAUUUUUAAAUUAAAACAUCUAUUUUGAGAAUGAGGUGAGGGGUUAAAAAUUAUGUUUUAAAUGCAUUUAAUAUUUACUGCAUUCAUUGAGUUGAGAUUGUAUCAAAUUUAAAGAGAAGAGUUUGAUGAUUGAGAUGAGUUGAUUUUUUUGUAAGAAGGCCCAAUGAGACCAGAUUGAUCGAGUUUUGAAAAGAGUCCAAUGAGAUUAAAUGAGUUGAUUUGAACUAAGUCCAAAAGAGACUAAAUGAGUAUUUUGUGUAUUUUUACUCACCCGAUAGAUAUGAACGUAUUGAGUCUUGGAAGGAGUAUCGAGCACCGAAUUGGGUAAGAGUACUACGUAGCUAACGUAGGAAAUGAUUGGAUCGUUAAAGUCGGAUGUUUCUUAUUUCAUUGUCUUGACAUGAUAGGACUUGAUUGAUUGUUGGAUCCAUGAUUGGUUGAUUCGUUCAUACCCUGACAAAGUAUUGAACGGACGUGGCAACAACGUCGGCUUGUUGCACAUUACUAGCUCAUAGGGGAUGUUUGUCGGUUAGAUAAACUCCCAAAUUGAGUGGAUUGUUCUUGAUAUAAUUAGUUUGAUUGAGAUUGUAGAUGAUUGAGUCGAUUUGAAAUGCAUUUCUAAAUUUUGAUUUGCAUACCUGUUGAGUCGAGUUCUUUGAGUUUAUUAUUGAGUUGAUUGAGUAUGAUGUGAUUGGUAUUGUAGAUGAUUGAGUCGAUUUGUAAAACAUUUCUAAAUUCUAAUUCACAUGUCUAUUGAGUUGAGUCCUUUGACUUUAUUCGUUGAGUUGAUGAUAUAUGAUUGGAUUGGAGUUGAUGAUAUAUGAUUGGAUUGGAGUUGAUGGUAUAUGAUUGGAUGGUAUGUGAUUGGAUUGGAUCGGAUUGUAUAUGAUUGGAUUGGAUUGUAUAUGAUUGGAUUGGAUUAGAUUGGAUGGGAUGUGAUUAAAUUGAAUUGGAUUGGAUUUUAUAUGAUUGGUCUUUGUCUAAGAGCCCGUUUGGAUGGGCUUAAAAAAGUAACUUUUAUGUAUGAAGUGCUUUUAGAACUUUGAAGUGCUGAAAGUUAUUUUUAUAAAUAAGCAGUUGAGUGUUUGGAUAAAAGUGCUUAAAUGAGGAAAAUGAUGUGAAUUUUAGGGUUAAAAGAAUAAAAAUGGUAGUUUGGGAAUUUAGUUAAAAUAUAAGGAAUAUAAAAAUAAUUUUCAUGGUCAAAGAAAAUGACUUUAAGCACUUAGAAAAAAAAAGUUAGGAAUCCUAACUUUUCAUUUUUGACUGACUUUAAGAACUUUAUGGCUUAAAGUUAGCAUUAGGCAAACACGUCCAAAAGCUAAAAAGUGGCUUUAAGUUGGUUUUGACCAACUUAAAGCCCAUCCAAACGGGCUCUAAAUCGUAUUCUUCCUUUAGCCUUAUGAUACCUUGAUUGAGUCUUUCUUAUCUUUCUGAUUGAUAUAUCUGAACUGGUAUUAUUUUAUUUUGAUGCAUGUUUCAUUCUGCCAUAUUGCAUAUUCGUCCAUUCCACGUACUGACGUCCAUUUGGACCUGCAUCGUUUCAUGAUGCAAAGAUAGGUUUAAGAGAUCAUCAAUAGGCACACAGUUGAGGAUCUGUUCACACUCAGCUUAUUGGUGAGUCCUCCCCUACAUUCAGAGGAUACCACUUAUGUUAUUCUUGCGUUGAGUUUAGUCUUUUCAUUCUGAUUUGAGGGAGCCAUGAACCUGUCAUUGACACCAAUUAGAUAGUAGUGAUAGAGGCUUCAUAGACUAGGUAGUGAUGGGUCGAUUGAGUAUUUUAUUUCCUUGAAUUGUUCUUGUCAGACUAUUUAAUGACAUAGAUUGAAGUUCGAUUUGUUGGCCUAUGACCUUUUUUCCUUGAGCUAGAUUGUUGAUUAAAAUUGCCCACUUAAUUACCUCUUUAUUUUAAGUCUUCCGCUGAUUGAAUGAAUGAACGGAUGUGUGAUCAGGCCAAGUGGUUCGCUUGGGAGCCAGUAAUGGUUUCUGAGUGCCGGCCACGUCUACGGUACCCUCCCGGGGCUUGACACCCCGUGUAAUCCAAACAAAUAUUUCAACAUAAAGUUAUACACACUAACAUGUUAACAAAACUUACAUUGUUCCAUAUCUUAAUUGAUAAUAUACAUAUCUUAAAGGAGACUUUCAUUAUUCACACUUGUAGAAGGGCAGUCCUUUUAACAUACUCUGUAAAAGCCAAAGCAACAUAAUCCCAACAUAGCAAAUCUUCUGUUCCAAAUCUUGGCAUUGGCCGUCAUAAACCCAUCAGACUUUCUCUCACCAGCUCCUUGAAACAAAGGUAUGAUAGAUGCCAAUGUUAGCACAACAAUCGUCCCCAAAAACCAAGUGAAACCGCCGCUCGAAAGCUGCGAACAUGUUGUUGCCGUCGGAGAUUUCAGACCUUAAUUUUAACAUGAUUCAUUUGUGCAACAGCCUAACACCAAAAUUAAGGUCUGAACUCGAGAUCUCUGAUAUGUUAGUAUAUAAGAUAUUGUUUUAAAAAAUGUUAGAAUAUCUCAACCUUAAUAACAGAAGGAGGUGUUUAUUUCGGUGUUGCUACUGUAUCAUUAAGGUGCUUGAACUUUGGUCCUCACCAUCCUGCAAAUUAUUACGAUACAUACAAUCAAAUGAUACAUUCUAGUUACGGUCAAUCAAAUACUGUAUUUUCUUGUGCAUAAAUUUAACCCUGAUUACAAAUUUACAAAAAAGAGCCAUUCUAGAUUAAUCUCCUGCGCAAUUCUCAAAACAUGUGGGCCCACUUCCAAGCUGGCAAUUCUUUUGUCCAUCAACACACAACAUUUACUCCUAUAUAUAGAAUCUGUACUCUCUUUUUCCUUCACCACUGACACAAAAACAGUAGCUUACAAAUCGAGAGCUAGAUUUUUAGGGUUUCUAUUUUAUCGGGAAAAACAAUGAGUUCUGGCGGUGGAUCAGCCAAUGGCGGUGCUGGUACGGGGAAGCCAAAGGCAUCAACAUCUGUGUCUAGGUCUUCAAAGGCGGGUCUCCAUUUCCCUGUAGGCAGGAUAACUCGUUUCCUGAAAAACGGAAAAUAUGCUGAACGUGUUGGAGCUGGUGCACCGAUUUAUCUGGCUGCUGUCCUUGAAUACCUCGCUACUGAGGUGUUGGAGUUGGCUGGAAAUGCAGCAAGGGAUAACAAGAAGAAUCGUAUAGUGCCGAGGCACAUUCAGAUGGCUGUGAGGAAUGAUGAGGAGCUGAUCAAGCUUUUGGGUAAUGUUACAAUUGCUAAUGGAGGUGUCUCGCCCAAUAUUCACCAGAAUCUGUUGCCUAGAGAGUCUGGCUCAGUUUUGUUCCAGCAGAGUUGCAUUAACAUCAAGCAUACUGCAUUUCAUCCAUAAGUUUGCUAUGUGAAACACCUGAAUUUCAAGCAUACUGAUCAGGAAAUAAGUGUCCAAAGUCCAGGUGUUGGAGUUGGCUGGAAAUGCAGCAAGGGAUAACAAAAAGAAUCGUAUAGUGCCAAGGCACAUUCAGAUGGCUGUGAGGAAUGACGAGGAGCUGAGCAAGCUUUUGGGUAAUGUUACAAUUGCUAAUGGAG
Molecule: messenger RNA, 5988 nt
Organism: Solanum dulcamara
Lineage: Eukaryota; Viridiplantae; Streptophyta; Magnoliopsida; Solanales; Solanaceae
Product: probable histone H2AXb
Exons: 4
Coding region: 5348-5791 (147 amino acids)
Cellular component (GO): nucleosome
Molecular function (GO): DNA binding; protein heterodimerization activity; structural constituent of chromatin
Source: RefSeq, a predicted model, not a curated record